AUGUGCACCAAGAGCGGCAUCACACAACCGGUGUGGGUCGUGGCAAAGUGGCUGGAUUUGCCCGCUCCGCGGAGCCAAUUCCUCGUGGAAACCAUCACCAAGAACAGGCCCGACUUCUUCGUGCUGCUAUUCCUGCAGCUGCUCAACGUCGUUGGCGGGUACGACUCUCUCGGGGUCGGCACCGCAGUGGCCGCGCUCAAGGCCUGCGUCGAGCUCAAGGCCCAGGGCAUCCGCGACGUGCAUCAGACCAUCAACGCCGCGCUGCUCGUAUGCAUCACUCUGUCGGCCGACUCAGCCGUGCCCGCAGAGCUCGGUUUGUACGAGGGCAACCCCCGUGCAGAUCGACCAGACCGCGCUCACCAUCAAGUCCUUCCCGGGGCAGUGGCCAUGGACAACCACGCCCACGGUCGUACGCACCGAGAUACAUGCUAUCGUUGUCGAUCACCAGCGGCCAAGCCUUCCUCGGCGUAA
This is a messenger RNA of Phytophthora sojae, 471 nucleotides long. RefSeq lists its product as hypothetical. The record is from RefSeq and is a predicted model, not a curated record. Lineage: Eukaryota; Oomycota; Peronosporomycetes; Peronosporales; Peronosporaceae. The coding region runs from base 1 to 471 and encodes 156 amino acids. The transcript has a single exon.